CUUAUUCUUCAUCAUCUCCUAAACUCUUGUUAACUUAUGAUUCCAUGAAAAUAUAGACAUGGAGGGAUCAACAUCAACAUCAGCAUCAACGUUUUUCCAUGAUUUUCUCCACCGCAUGCGACACCCUGCUUCCCUCGACCUCGUCCGAGCCAUCAAGAGCUUCAUUGUGUCAUUUUCAUUUUACCCUCCAAAACCUGAAAAUGAUGGGAAAAGAGUUCAAGACUUCUUUCUGUCUAUGGAAGUUACAAUCAGAGAUCAUCCAUUGUGGGCCAAUGCCACUGAAGAUGACAUUGAUUGUGCGAUGGAGGGAUUAGAGAAAUAUAUAUUGACUAAAUUGUUCGCUCGGACAUUUGCUGCUUCUCCUGAGGAUGCAAAGAUUGACAAUGAAAUCUCUGAGAAAAUAUGCUUGCUCCAAACCUUUCUGAAGCCUGAACAUUUGGAUAUACCACCAAUUCUUCGUAAUGAAGCGUCAUGGCUGCUUGCAGAGAAAGAAUUGCAGAAAAUCAAUGCUUUCAAAGCUCCCCAAGAGAAACUCUUGAGCAUUAUGAAUUGUUGCAGGGUCAUUAACAAUCUGUUGCUCAAUGCUGCAAUGUCUGAGCAUGUGCCAGCCGGGGCGGAUGACUUUCUCCCUGUGCUUAUAUAUGUUACGAUCAAGGCGAAUCCUCCAAUGUUGCAUUCUAACCUCAAAUUCAUCAAGCUGUAUCGAAGGCAAGCAAAACUCAUCUCAGAAGCUGAAUAUUAUUUCACAAACCUUGUGUCAGCCAAGACAUUUAUAGCUGACUUAAAUGCUAAAUCCCUUACAAUGGAUGAAAUCAUAUUCGAGGAGAGCAUGCAAGCAGCCAGAUUAACCAGCAGAGUCUCAAGUGUAAAACCCUCUACAUGUCAAGCAAGCCAGCAAGGGAAGAACGAUGGCAGUUUUUCGAAGAAAAUGCACCUUAAACGUGAUGAUACUGGAGUUUUUCAAGUUUUGCAACAUGAAACAAAUUAUCCAUACACGGAAGCUAAGGGUGAAGAGCUAGCAGUUGAAGAUGUUGACAUAUUAUUAAAUUACUACAAGGAUUUAGUUGCUAAGUACACAAUCCUGUGCAAAGCUAUCGAUUGCCUUUCAGUGCCAGAGAAAGAACCCCUCCUUCAUCAUCUUGAAAUGCAAGGAGCAGGAAGUCUGUUUUCCCAGCACAACAAAAUCAACACAAACACAAACGACCAAACCAUCUCAGAAACACCAAGAUGAAUGACAAUGAGAAUGCACGAGUGUGUGUAUACAAUAUCAUCAAGCAAGAUUUAAUAUCUCCAUGCAUUGAAAUAUAAUUAGGCAGGGAUGUCACAUGUACAAAUAUUUUCAUGAAGAAUUAGCCGUGGAACACCCAAGUGUGUGUCCUUUGAAUGUAUAAUUUCAGAUUCCAUUUAAGGUGGACAUGCCAAAACAAGGUGCACAGGUGCAGGUAUGUUAUGUUUUAGCUGUUGAAUUGAACUAUGUUUUCCUUAAGAUAAUCUGACAACAAAUAGUAAUGGACCAAUGUGUAAAUCAAAUUAACGGACUAUUUUCAUA
Lotus japonicus is the source of this 1549-nucleotide messenger RNA. RefSeq names its product vacuolar protein sorting-associated protein 9A-like. The coding region runs from base 59 to 1231 and encodes 390 amino acids. Gene Ontology annotation, cellular component: endocytic vesicle; cytosol. The record is from RefSeq and is a predicted model, not a curated record. Gene Ontology annotation, biological process: vesicle-mediated transport. The transcript has 6 exons. Gene Ontology annotation, molecular function: small GTPase binding; guanyl-nucleotide exchange factor activity. NCBI's taxonomy places the organism in Eukaryota, Viridiplantae, Streptophyta, Magnoliopsida, Fabales, Fabaceae.